Messenger RNA from Brassica rapa (field mustard), 7405 nucleotides. Its product is annotated as probable pectinesterase/pectinesterase inhibitor 12. NCBI's taxonomy places the organism in Eukaryota, Viridiplantae, Streptophyta, Magnoliopsida, Brassicales, Brassicaceae. The record is from RefSeq and is a predicted model, not a curated record. Gene Ontology annotation, biological process: cell wall modification. Gene Ontology annotation, molecular function: enzyme inhibitor activity; pectinesterase activity.
AUAACUUUAAACAAAAAUAAAGAAUGAUGCAAAAAUUGUUAUCAAAUCUUCAUUAUUCAUAAUAAUUAAUUGCCAUUAUUCAUAAUAAUUAAUUGCCAUAUAUAUGUAAAUCAUAUUAGGUAAUUCCGUAGCUUUUAUUUAAGGAAAGAAUACACACUUCCUAUAUUUUAGGUUAAUAUAAUGUUCUCUAGUGUUAUAUAAUUAUAAAAUAAUGUGACACCAUUAGAUUAAACUAUACUUUAUAUUAGAUGCUCUAGAAUUCUUUGAAAUAGAAUUUAGAAGGCAUUUAGAGUGCCACCUAGGAUUUGGGGUUUUUUUUAAUUAAUACAAAAUUAAGGUUCUAAUUUUUUAAAUACUUCUCAAUUAAUAUAUAGGGGAUUUGUUUUUUAAAAUAAAAAUAUACAAAACUGACAAGGAUUAAAAUCCUUCUGAGAGUUAAUAAUCCCUCAAAAAAGGACUGAUGGUCAAAUACUUUUAUCCCAUCACAAUUGUUGAGGAUGGAGAGCAAAGAAAACAAAUUUGAGUGAUCAGAUUCUUACCGACAAAUUUGAAAAACGAACCAAUUGACUGAAUCCUGGCUAAGAACCGACGGGAAAAUGAUCAAUUUCGACCCCGGUAAUUUCAGUCUUGCCAAAUACGACCCGAACAAAUGGACAGUACCAAAUACAACAUCAACUAAAUUAUAAUUAAAAAAUAUCAUCUUUACUUCUCAAAACGUGUAUAAAUCUAUAUUGACUCUAAUAGAAAUUAGUCAACCGUUAACAAGAUAAAACAACGUCGUUUAAUUUCUUUUAUAACACAUAUGUUUCUUCCGAAACUCGAAUCCUUGUCUUCAUACCCUUUAAAAAGGGUACACUAACCACUAAACUAAAGUAACUUAUUGAAGUAUUUCUUACAAAUUUGAAAUUAUAUAUAUUACUAUACUUCUCAAUCUUAUUCAAUUAAAACUUUGGUGAUGAUUAUUUCUUAUUUAUAUAGAUACAUUAACAUGUUUUUAAUAAUCAUAUAUUUAAUAAACUUAUAUUAUACUAAAGUAUAAAUAAAUAUUUAUACUUAUACGAAAUUUAGCAAACUUAAACUUUGAAACUAUUUAUAAGUUUUUAAUAUAAAUUAUUUUAAAUUUUUAAACCUUGAAUGGUAAGUUUUCUUCAAAAUUAAUAUAAUAUACUAUAUAUUUUAUGUUUUAUAUUUUUAGUUAUUGUUUAAUAUGUCUAAUACUUUGAAGAAAAAAAAUCUAAGUGAAAGAAAGGUAAGAGAAUUCUUAACAUUUUGAACAAAAUAUCACAAAUAUAUAAUAUUAAUCUAAAAAAAUAAAAAAUCCCACUUAAAUUUAAAAUUAAAAAUAAUUUAUAUAAGAAAAUUUUAUAAAUAGCUUCAAAUUUUUAAUUAGUAUAUUUAAUUUCAUAUAAUAAUAAAUAUUUUAUUAUUUAUAUUUUAGUAAGAUAUAAUUUAUUAAAUAUAUGAUAAGUAAAAUACAUGUUAAUGUAUUUAUAUAAAUCAGAACAAUUAUCACCAUAGUUUUAAUUGGAUAAGAUGAAGAUGUAUGGUAGUUUUAUAUAAUUUAAAUUUUUUAAUAAUAUUUCAAAAAGUUAUUUUAGUCUAGUGGUAAUUGUGCCUUUUUAAAAGGGUAUGAAAGCAUGCGUUCGAUUUCUGGAAUGAACAUAUUUUUUAAUAGAAAAUUAGAACAAAACGUUGUCGUUUUAUAAUUUUAACGGUUGACUAAUUUCUGUUAGAGUCAAUGUAGAUUUAACCAAGUUUUAAAAAAUUCGAAUAAUUGUUCAAAAAAAAAAAUAAAAAAUUCGAUUAAUAUUUUUAAAUUAUAAUUGAAUUAAUGUCGUAUUUGACACUGUCUAUUUAUUCAGGUCGUAUUUGGCACAACAUAAAUUGUUGGGUUCGAAAUUGACCUUUUUCCCGAGAACCGACCAACUGUAAUUCGAAAUGUGAAGCCGAUAGAGAUAGCAACAACAAACCCAAAUUUACAUCAAAUGCAUGCCUCUUCAACAAACCCAAAUUUCGGUUAAGUAAUGCGAGUUUGUUUAUUAAUAAACUAAACAGCAAUCAGACACAUUGUUUUUUUUAUAUAGUUUAAUUAAUCACAAUUUGAUUAUCGUCGUUAAAAAUUAGAAAAUGCCUAAACACAGUUGAAAGAUUUGUCGGUUUACGAAGUAAAAAGUGAACCCAUUCCUCUCCAACAUUUUAAAACAUGCCACUCUCUUCUCCACAUGCAUUAACAUUGUUCCUCUCCAAUGGCUCUCUCUUCACUCAGUUUCUAUUUUCUAUGCUUUCUCCUCUUCACUCCUUCCAUUUUCUCGUAUUCAUCUCCGACUUCCCCAAACCCUAAUCAAAUCUCUGCCACAAGUUUCUGCAAGAACGCACCAUAUCCAGAUGCAUGUUUCCACUCUUUAAAACUCUCUCUCUCCAUCAACAUAAGCCCUAACAUUCUGUCUUUCCUCCUUCAAACCCUCAAACUAGCUCUUUCCGAGGCUGGAAAACUCACCGAUCUCCUUUCAGCCGCCGGAAUCUCGAACAACCUCGUUGAGGGCCAACGUGGCUCUCUUCAAGACUGCAAAGAUCUCCACCACAUAACUUCUUCCGUACUGAAACGUUCUCUCUCCAAAAUCAGUGAAGAUGCUAAUGAUCCACGGAAGCUAGCUGCCGCUAGAGCUUACUUGAGCGCUGCUCUCACCAACAAGAACACUUGCUUGGAAGGUCUUGACUCGGCAUCUGGUCCACUAAAGCCAAAGCUCGUGACGUCCUUUACGACCACUUAUAAACACGUAAGCAACUCUCUUUCGGCUCUUUCAAAACAAAGAAAGACCAAUCAUCUUAAAACCAAUAGCAAGACCAAGAACCGCCGGUUACUUGGGUUAUUUCCCGACUGGAUUUCUGGGAAAGAUCGCCGGUUUUUAGAAGAUUCCGGUGAUGAGUAUGACGAGUAUGAGCCGAGUGAGAUCCUCAUUGUGGCUGCUGAUGGAACAGGUAAUUUUACAACUAUUAACGAAGCUAUAAGCUUUGCUCCUAAUAUGAGUAACGACAGAGUGCUGAUAUAUGUAAGAGAAGGUGAGUAUAACGAAAACAUUGAGAUUCCAAGUUACAAGACUAAUAUUGUCCUGAUCGGUGAUGGAUCCGAUGUUACGUUUGUUACCGGCAACCGCAGUGUCGGAGAUGGAUGGACCACUUUUCGAUCUGCUACUCUUGCGGUUUCUGGCGAAGGAUUCUUGGCGAGGGAUAUAACCAUAAUGAACACAGCGGGACCAGAGAAGCAUCAAGCGGUUGCUUUACGCGUUAACGCGGAUUUUGUGGCCUUAUACAGAUGUGUCAUUGACGGUUACCAGGACACACUUUACACUCACUCGUUCCGACAAUUCUACCGUGAAUGUGAUAUAUAUGGAACAAUUGAUUAUAUAUUUGGCAACGCGGCUGUGGUUUUCCAAGGCUGCAACAUAGUCUCAAAGUUGCCAAUGCCAGGACAGUUCACUGUAGUUACGGCACAGUCACGAGAUAGUCCGGAUGAAGACACUGGGAUCUCGAUGCAGAACUGCUCCAUCUUUGCCACGGACGAUUUGUUAAAUAGCUCAACUAGAGUGAAUAGCUAUUUAGGGCGUCCAUGGAGAGGAUAUUCAAGAACCGUUCUAAUGGAAUCUUUUAUUGAUGAAUUUAUUGACCGUUCGGGUUGGACCAAAUGGGCCGGUGGUGAAGGACUUGAUACUCUGUAUUAUGGCGAGUACAAUAAUAACGGGCCAGGUUCUGAUACAAGUAAGCGGGUCAACUGGUCGGGUUAUCACAUUAUGGGUUACGAAGAUGCAUUUAACUUCACGACAACGGAGUUUAUCACCGGCGAUGGUUGGUUAGGCAGUACUUCCUUCCCUUAUGAUAAUGGCAUAUAACACAAAUUUUUGGAACAAGUGUAUAGAAAUCGUUGCCUUCCAACAGGGCCGGCUUAUCUUAGGGGGGUUGUAGCCGGGUUUUAAAAAGUUUCAGCAAAAGUAUAUCUACAUAAUUUUACGGUUUGUGAUAUUGACCAAUCAUCAUAUUUUUUUUUUUUUUUCCUCUAGAUUUUAUUUAUUACAAAAGUAGUAACCAUACAAGUCCAUUACAAAAGGUAUUUAACCCACACGAAAAGCCCAACACAGCUAAACAUUGUAAAGACCAACAACGGUCCAUUGAACCAUUCGCCAACACGAAAGUGGAAACGCAUUGACUACGCAGCCACGUGUUCAAACCACUGUGAAAGAGAAACACGUGGUUGAAAUCACCCCUUCGUCUUCCCGACAUGCAAAUCGACACCGUCGACACGGGAAACCACCGGCUUACCGGAACCAAACCCUGCGAUCAGAGCCACCACAACUCCACGGCAUCCACCAUCCUUGCCAGAGCACUAACCCUCGGAGAGCUUCAAUCAAACUAUUUUUAGAUCUCUUCCGAGCCACACCCACACAGAAUAAACAUCACAUGUACCGGAAUCACCCACUGGCGGAGAACGUCGAUAGACCAUCAUCGAGAUAUCAUCCACCCUCCAACCCUUUAGAACUCAAGAAAGCCAGCCGCCAUCGCCGGAGAAGAAGGCAAAGACGCUGGAGACAAAAGCCGGACGACCAUCGAGAGUAACGACGCGACGCCGGAGACAGAGCCGGCCGACCACCGAAGAAAAAGGUGCGUCGCCGGAGACAAAAAACCGAUCUGGAAAAACUCUCUUAUCUCUACUCCUUGUGAAAGAUUAAAUUUGGGAACAAGGAAAGUAGAGAGAAAAUCCUCUCUCUAAAAGAGAGGAGAGAGAGUCCUCCUGACCAAUCAUCAUAUAUUCAUAUCAGCUACUAAAGAUAUAUUUUUCUUGAGUUCUGUUAUCUGAGUUCCCACUUGUACGAAUGGGAUACCCAUGCGGGUGUGUCUUUUGAACCUUCAAAUUUUUAAAUAAAAUUCGCACCAAUUUUUUUUUUAAAUAAAACAAAGUUGACAUCAUGUAUUCUAUCAGUCGCAUGCAUUUAUGAAGACCGUGAAGUCUAUAUAUAUAAAGAACAGUUUACUCCCUCCUGGUGAUGCCACAUAGGAUUCCACAUCAGAAAGUCGAAGGCCCUGGACGCGACACCUGUCCGCUUCACCAAAACGUGUCGUUUCAUUUAAUUGCGUACGAAAUUGAUAUGGGCUUUAGCUACAAUUUGGAAGUGGACUUUGUAAAAAGCCAUUUGGGCUCAUAAAACAAAACUAAUAGACAUGGACGUUCUUAACAUCGUCUUCUCCGCUUUCUCUUAAGGUUCUUUGUAUCCUGAAGAUAAGAUUAGGUCUAACUCCAAUGGAGGUUGUACGAGGUCGUAUGUCUCAAAAAUUCGUUUGGAAUCACUGUGUCGUUUACGUUGAUGACGUUUCGUUCCUGAUUCAUCGCCUCUCUUACGUUAUAUAAUUAAGUGUUCAUCGCUAUUAACAUCGUUCUUUACUCCUUGGACCCACUCACCCACGAUUCGUCAUUCAAUACUUCUCUUCUCCCUUCUAGGCACCUAUAAAAAGGUGUGUCUUCUUCUCAUAAACAUCAUCCUCACCAAUCCAACUUCGCGAUUUUAAAUGUGCCUGUAUUAAACCGCUCCGGAACCAUCGAAUCCAUUGGCAAGGCAAGUCCAUCUCUCGCUGGAAAUUUGGAAACCAGGAUCGUGCUCUUUUUUUUUGGAGGAGGAUACACAGAAAAGGCUAUUGUAAAACCUUCAAAUCCCCGCCGGUGUCUUUCCAAAAGGUAUAGCGGCUUUCCCUGAAGUGGAGCUUGGUUUCCUUGGAGUAGAACCAGGCUUCUGAAUUCACGUUAUGAUGAUGCAGACGGUGAGCAUCCGAAACCUACACAGUACUCGGCAGUCAGCAGAAGGUUAGCCUCCAGAAGCAAUUACGACGAUGAUGAUGCCACUACGAUGGCUUACUAUGAUGCUAGAAAAUCUUUGGAGUAAGACAGAAAGAAAGAAACUUUUCUUUUCUCAAAAAAAAAAAGGUCGCAUGUUUUCUAGAAGGCGAGAAACGUCCAAUAUCUCCACUGUUGAAAUGCCUAUGUGAUUUGAUUAUCGGCAUAAUUAAUAGGUCACAUGUUUUUUAAAAGGCAUACGAAGACGUUUCGUGUUGUGUGAUUUUAUUUUAAAAACGUUGGUCUAAACCUAAACCCCAUGUGAUUUGAUUAUAGAGAAUAACAACAUAGAAUUCAAACUGUUAAGGUUUUUGUAUUUUAGCCAAAAAUCAUUUUUUUUUUGUUUUUUCAAAAUCUCAAAAGUGAGUAAACUAUAAACACUUACUAUAUUAUUUUAUAUAUUUUCAAAAUAUUGGUUACUGAUUAAAACAUGAAGAUAAAUCGUUAAUUAUUAGUUGCGUAAUUUAAUAUAAAAAGUGCAACAUAAAUAAAAUGUUUUAACUCAAUCAAAUUAUAAAUAAGCCUUCAAACAAAAACAAAUGACUUGCAAAUUGUUAGUCCUGUCAUCAAACAUUUGUCCAGUUUUACUUACAGUACAUAAAUAUUGAAGAAAAACAAUUAAUUAUAUUGCUCCUAACCUUUUUUGUUUCAUAAUAGGAUUUGAAAAUAUCAAAAGUGACAUGUAAAAACAAAAAAAUAUAUACACAAUUCUUAAAUAUAAUAUUUUAAAUUUAAUUUGGUAUAACAUAUUAUAAACUUAGCAAUCACUUGAACUAUAUGUUGCAGAAAUUAAACAGUAGUCUGAUUAAAAAUUACUGGAGCUUUAUUCUACCUUUAGGAACUUAGUUCCAUAUAUAUAAACCGGUUUAGAGCCGUAAGUUUAAUUUUAAUCUUUUUAUUUUUUCAAGUUUAGAGAUUUUGUUAAUUUUUAAAGUGAUGGUUUGAUCAUGACUCCUCUGAAAUUAUUUUUUGGAUCAAAUUAACAAUUAUUUGUAUUAAAUGCAUAAAUAUUUUUUUAAAAAAACACUCUUGCAUUCGUAGUACUAAUAAUGUAACCCCAAAAAAAUGAAAGAGAAAAAAAUCAUUUUUCUUAAAAUCAUCCCAAAUGACUCCAUAAUUAACAACAUCAAACAAAAAAUAAUUAACAACAUCAAACAAACAAAUACAAAAAACAUAUAUAAUAUUUUCACAUAAAAGUUCAAAAUUGACAAUCUUUCAUAACACGACAAAAACAUCCUGACAAAUAAUUUUUUAAGAAAACAUGUCUAAAAGAAAAAAAUCCAACUUACUAAUUAAAAUAUUCAGCUCAUCACCUAACAACUUGAUACGUCAGAAUAACAGGAAAACAUUCAGGUUCAACGAAACUAACUCUCUCGAAGAUGAGAGAAUAGUCGCCUUGGUUCGGUCUUGGUGAGACACCUGAACAAACGCUGGAAUUGCUCUCAGAAACAAGUCUCAAGAAUAGAGAUCUAUGGAUAGAGAAAUAGACAACCAAAAUAAAUAUACCACAUAUAAUCCCUAAUCCAA